AUGCGCAGCGCCGCCGCUGCCGCUGCCCCCGUGGCGGCGACUGACCCGCAGCUCCUGGCGGCGGCGGUCGAGGCGGCGAUCGCCUCCCGCUCGCCGCGCCUGGGUCGCGCGGCGCACGCGCGCGCCAUCAGGCUGCUCGCCCCGGCCAUCCCGCCCUUCAUCCGCGCCCACCUCGUCAACCUCUACUCCAAGCUCGACCUCCCGGGGCCCGCCGCCGCGGCGCUAGCCUCCGACCCGAGCCCCACCGUCGUGUCGUACACGGCGUUCAUCUCUGGCGCGGCGAAGCACGGGCGCCCGGCCCCGGCGCUCUCGGCCUUCGCCGCCAUGCUCCGGCUCGGCCUCCGCCCCAACGACUUCACCUUCCCCUCCGCAUUCAAGGCUGCGGCCAUCGCGCCGCCGAGCUCCGCCAUCGGUCCCCAGGUACACUCCCUCGCGCUCAGGUUCGGGUACCUCCCCGACGACGCCUUCGUCUCGUGCGCGGCGCUGGACAUGUACUUCAAGACUGGCCGCCUUGCGCUGGCACGCCGCCUGUUCGAGGAAAUGCCCAACAGGAACGUGGUCGCCUGGAACGCGGUGAUGACCAACGCGCUGCUUGAUGGACGGCCCCUUGAGACGGUGGAGGCGUACUUUGGGCUCCGGGAGGCUGGUGGGAUGCCGAAUGUGGUCUCGGUCUGUGCAUUCUUCAAUGCAUGCGCUGGAGCGACAUACCUGUCCCUUGGGGAGCAGUUCCAUGGCUUCGUGGUGAAGUGUGGGCUUGAGAGAGAUGUCUCCGUAUCCAACUCUAUGGUUGAUUUUUAUGGGAAGUGUCGAUGUGUGGGGAAGGCCAAGGUAGUGUUUGAUGGGAUGGGAGUUCGGAACAGCGUGUCCUGGUGUUGCAUGGUUGUUGCAUAUGCGCAGAACGGUGGAGAGGAGGAAGCUUUCUCGGUCUACCUGCGCGCAAGGAGAGCUGGGGAAGAGCCAACGGAUUUCAUGGUUUCCAGUGUACUCACCACUUGUGCGGGACUGCUAGGCCUUGACCUUGGGCGUGCUCUGCAUGCAGUUGCUGUCCGCUCUUGCAUUGAUGCAAACAUUUUUGUCGCAAGUGCAUUGGUUGACAUGUAUGGGAAGUGUGGGGGUAUUGAAGAUGCUGAACAGGUCUUUUUUGAGAUGCCACAGAGGAAUCUUGUUACAUGGAAUGCAAUGGUAGGAGGUUAUGCCCACAUUGGUGAUGCUCGGAAUGCACUUGCAGUGUUUGAUGAUAUGAUAAAGUGUGGAGAAACAGCACCCAAUUACAUCACACUUGUCAAUGUCCUCGCAGCAUGCAGCAGGGGAGGUUUGACAAAGGAAGGGUAUGAGCUGUUCAAGACAAUGAAUGAUAGGUUUGGGAUCAAGCCACAAAUUGAGCAUUAUGCUUGUGUGGUGGACUUGCUUGGUCGUGCAGGAAUGGAAGAGCAAGCUUAUGAGAUCAUACAAGGGAUGCCGAUGAGGCCUUCUAUUUCUGUCUGGGGAGCGCUACUUGGGGCAUGCAAGAUGCAUGGUAAAACAGAGCUAGGAAAGAUUGCUGCUGAGAAGUUGUUUGAACUUGAUCCUCAGGAUUCUGGCAAUCAUGUUUUGCUCUCUAACAUGUUUGCAUCUGCUGGCAGGUGGGCAGAAGCAACAGAUGUGAGAAAGGAGAUGAAAAAUGUUGGGAUCAAGAAAGAACCAGGGCGCAGUUGGAUCACCUGGAAAAAUGUUGUACAUGUUUUCCAGGCUAAGGACACAAAACAUGAGAUGAAUAAUGAGAUCCAAGCAUUACUGGCAAAGCUCAAAAGUCAACUGCAAGCUGCUGGGUACAUGCCAGACACACAAUAUGCUCUCUAUGAUCUUGAGGAAGAAGAGAAAGAAUCAGAGGUGUUUCAACACAGUGAAAAGCUUGCCUUGGCUUUUGGAUUGAUCUGUAUACCACCUGGUGUACCUAUAAGGAUCAUGAAGAAUUUGCGAAUUUGUGUAGAUUGUCACCGAGCUUUUAAAUUCAUAUCUGGUAUUGUUGGUAGGGAGAUAAUUGUGCGAGACAACAAUAGGUUUCAUCACUUCAAAAGUUAUAAGUGCUCAUGCAAGGAUUAUUGGUGAAAAUUUUAUCCACAGGAUCUACUGAGGCAUGCUUCUUUGGGCAUCUCUAGAACCACUUCUACAAAUAUAUAAGAAGUACGUGCAGAGUGCGACAUCAAGCAUGGAAAAUGCAGAAUCACAUGGAAAUAGACGAGCUGGCCAAAUUCAUUCAGUGUUCCGUUCCUGCUGUGGUUGGUGAUUGCUAGCAUGAUGGGAAAUAGGAUGCACAAAAAUUAGACUGGCAAAUCAGAACAAGGGACUAGUAAUAUCUUCAGUUGGUUCCAGCAUUUGGCAUGGUGGAAGGAGGAGAUGCAAGCAUUGGCUGUGGGGCACAAACGACAAGCAUAUUUGGUCCAGCCUUGCAGGUAUCUGGAGUCGUCUCAGGUUGCAUGCAAUCUGAGAGCGGUCUCAAAAAAAUGAAGAGCAGACCAUGCUCAGUGCAUUUGGUGUUCUGUGAUGUAGGUAUGUACAUGUACUCUGGGAGAAGAGGUGUGGUACUGGCUCAGCUCUGCAAUCCAUGAUGUUCCUCCAGUGUUGAAAUGCUGAUUGGUACUAUCUCAGCUCAGCCAUCCAUGACAUUUCUCCAGUGUUCAAAUGAUGUGUGGUACUAUCUCAGCACAACCAUCCAUCAUGUUUCUCCCGUCUGGUCUUGAAGUGCUGACGACUGAGGAUACUAGGUGUAGAAACACUGAUGACUGAGGGUGCUGGGCGGCAUAGUUCUAACCCGGAGAAAUGGUAAUACAAAAUGCACUGAUUCUUAAAGCUUGUAAAUGCACAAUGUACUACAGGGACACAGUAUGUUAGGAAGUACGACUGUAUGGCUCCGAUCAUCAGCUGGUGAAUUUCUGGCAAAUUUAUCAGCAUACAUUUUCCUUCCUCUUCCAGUUUCUAGUUUGUAUUUUGGAGCUUUGCACAUGCUACUAACCGUUUUGUUCACA
Molecule: messenger RNA, 3005 nt
Organism: Setaria italica (foxtail millet)
Lineage: Eukaryota; Viridiplantae; Streptophyta; Magnoliopsida; Poales; Poaceae
Product: pentatricopeptide repeat-containing protein At4g14850
Exons: 3
Coding region: 1-2088 (695 amino acids)
Biological process (GO): RNA modification
Molecular function (GO): protein binding; RNA binding; zinc ion binding
Source: RefSeq, a predicted model, not a curated record